Molecule: messenger RNA, 2299 nt
Organism: Cladocopium goreaui
Lineage: Eukaryota; Dinophyceae; Suessiales; Symbiodiniaceae
Source: the annotation of a GenBank genome assembly
UUCCUUUCCGAGUUUUCGCCGCGACGGCGGGACGGCCAUGGAAGCAGAGACUGUGCAGGAUUCGCAGGAUGCGGUUCCGGCUCCAGGUCGUGAGGCCAUUCCUUUGAUGAGAGCCAGAGAAGGUGAUGGCAGCGAAGCUUCCACCCACUCACCCUUGCUAGGAUCUUCUGUGGCUGGGACUGCUUCAGGCUCCAUGGUCAAGACAGCCUCGAUCAUAGUGCUGUGUGCUUUGGCUUUUGGGGUUGGCAUCUUCUUGGGCCCGACCAAGGCAGCUGGAAGCGAUGGUGGAGACGAAGGACUCGAAUCCGUUGUAGGAGGUUUCUCUCUUCCAUCCUGGAUGCCCUUUGUUCCCCAUGCUGAAACCAACACGACAACCAGCUCCACUACCACCAGCUCAACUGGAACAUUCACAACAGCUACCAGAACAGUGAGUAGCACAACAAGAACCACCUUCACCAAGACCACCUUCACCACCACAUCCAUGACGAAGACCUCCAAGACGACCACUUCGCAGACCAUGACAACCACGCCACGCUAUCCCAGAGGGCGAUUUUCCUGUCUUAGUGACAUGAACCUGGGUCCAGUGAAGCAUCCCGACAAGAAGGGCAUUGCUAUGGAUGAUACCACCUUUUCAAAGUGCCCUUCACUCACAGCAGUGCAGUGGCCAAAUGCGCAGGAGAACAUUUCAUCGUUGCGCCUUUUCAAAGCAUGGGACGCAAACUGGGAAGCUGACCGACUAGAAGCUUGGAAGGCUCUGAAAGAGUACAUAGUCAGUUCAGGUGUCAAGGUGCUCUAUGGCACGCAAAUAUCUUGCAAUGAAACAGCCGACGACACGGACUGGCUGUUUGUGAAAGAAUUGAUGAUUUAUAUAGGCAGACCACAUGUCAUGGGAGUGGCCGUGGGGAAUGAAGUGGAACUACUUCAUACACAGAAAACCUGCAGCAAGAAGUGUGCGGAGGACAUGUGGGAUGGAGGGUAUUUCCUGUCGAAAGUGAUGCACCGGGCAAAUGACCUUAACGCCAUGCCUGGUUUCGCUGAUGUUCGAUUGACGACCGUCAUGGGCGGAUUCGUCCUAGGUGGCCAACCCUUCGUGAAUACAAAGGAAGCUAGGGUGCAUGAAUUCUUCAAGAAGAUUAAUGCGAACUUCGGACGAAGAUGGGCUUGGUCUUGGAAUACGUAUCCAUACUUUGAUCCGCACAUUGUGAUGGAUAAGGGUCCUUGGCACACUUGCAGCAGAGCCAUGAUGGCUGCAAUCAACUUUGCGCCUAGUAGCAUGUUGCCUGGCCAGCUGCGGGCAUUGAGGACUAGGAUGCAGCAGGUCACCGGUAAUGGAGACGACACCAUGUGGCUGACGGAAACGGGUUGGUCAUAUCCGCGGGCCUCAACUCUUUCGACGGUGAUGAGAAACUGUGCUGAAUGGUCCACCAGCGAAGCAUUUGCGCUCUAUUACCAGGGCUUCCUGGAAUGGGACCUUGGACUUGGACCCAACGUUCGAGGCUUAGAUCAUGCCUUUUUUUUCACCUUACGCGAUUCCGUCAAUUUCGGAGACAAGGAGAAUUUCGGCCUCAUUCGCUCCUGUCGAUCACGCGGCUGCAAGAUGAAGCAUGAGGACCGAAGCGUGGUCCCCUGAUUCGGCAAAGAUCCGAGGACAUUACUUUGGCGAUCCAGAACUUGUUUUCAGCCCCUGCACUGGUCAAUGACGUCAAUGACCAAAUUAAGAUAAUGACACUAGUUGCGAGGAAGUAUCGGAACCACUCGAUGCUGCCCGCCUACAGGUUUCACACCAUUGUGUUUGUGGUACUCCAUUGCCUAGCGAUCUGCACAUUGGGUGAGGAACCGAAGGAUGGUCUAUUAAGAUUCGAAAAUAUUCUUUUGCUGCCAAACUUGCUAUGUUCCGUUCACCAGAGCGGACAGCAACUUGCCACCCAACAUGCAGGGCAAGAUAGGAGCGCUAUCCAAUCUAAUCAGAUGGAGAUCGCAUCAUCAAGAGAAGAAGCACGCUUUUGAGAGUGUGCGACCCUGCAAGCCAGUAUAAAAGAUGCUGACUAAACCGGCCUGACAUCAUAUUGAGCCAGCUUCUUUUUGGGGGCAAGACCAGGUGUGUGUCUUCGACAUGCUUGGUCCGGUCUCCUCUGGCCGCUCUCGGUCCAGAUACAUGUCAAUGUAUGGUGCAGACAGGGCAGAACUCUUCAUUCUUUGCGACUCUGCAGAUUUUUUCAAUGCAAAAAAGCUGUCACGCUUCCAAAGGGUCCCAUUCUCCAAGUGUCUUUUUCCUCCUGAAAUCAAUGAGGCACUGCCC